Molecule: messenger RNA, 615 nt
Organism: Zygosaccharomyces rouxii
Lineage: Eukaryota; Fungi; Ascomycota; Saccharomycetes; Saccharomycetales; Saccharomycetaceae
Gene: NCE103
Product: carbonate dehydratase NCE103
Exons: 1
Coding region: 1-615 (204 amino acids)
Biological process (GO): cellular response to oxidative stress; carbon utilization; cellular response to carbon dioxide
Cellular component (GO): cytoplasm
Molecular function (GO): zinc ion binding; carbonate dehydratase activity
Source: RefSeq, a predicted model, not a curated record
AUGUUUACCCUAUCUCACGAAUCACAGCUGACUGACCUACUACAAGCAAAUCAAGACUGGACAAAGGCCACCCGCCAGGAGCACCCGGAUCUCUUUCCUACCAAUGGUAGAGGACAACAACCACACACUCUAUUCAUCGCAUGCUCCGAUUCCCGUGUAAAUGAAAACUGUCUCGGCGUAUUGCCAGGUGAAGUAUUCACCUGGCGUUCCGUUGCCAACAUCUGCAAACCUGACGAUCUCACUACAUUGUCUACCUUAGAGUUUGCCGUCGAUUGCCUGCAUGUGAACAAAAUUGUUCUAUGUGGUCAUACCGAUUGUGGUGGAGUAGCCACAUGUAUUAAUGGAAAAUUGAACGAUCUACAUGAAAAUAAUUGCAAUCACCUUGCACACUAUCUACAAGAACUGGAAGACACCAGAGUUUCAUACCAAGAUGAAAUUGCAGCUUCACAAGACCCAUAUCGUCUAUUAACUAUUCGUAAUGCCCAACGACAAUACGUGAAUGUAAAAAGUAAUCCAACUGUGCAGAGAGCUCUCAAGGAGGGAAGGUUACAGGUGCAUGCAGUUCUCUACAAUGUGGGUACCGGCCUACUGGAGAAACUAGAUAGCACGGAGUAG